Molecule: messenger RNA, 792 nt
Organism: Chaetura pelagica (chimney swift)
Lineage: Eukaryota; Metazoa; Chordata; Aves; Apodiformes; Apodidae
Gene: CDK10
Product: cyclin-dependent kinase 10
Exons: 9
Biological process (GO): protein phosphorylation; regulation of mitotic cell cycle
Cellular component (GO): nucleus
Molecular function (GO): cyclin-dependent protein serine/threonine kinase activity; ATP binding
Source: RefSeq, a predicted model, not a curated record
AUGCCCAUCAGCAGCCUGCGGGAGAUCACCCUGCUCCUGGGGCUCCGGCACCCCAACAUCGUGGAGCUGAAGGAGGUGGUGGUGGGGUACCAUCUGGAGAGUAUUUUCUUGGUGAUGGGAUACUGUGAGCAGGACCUGGCCAGCCUCCUUGAGAACAUGCAGACACCUUUUUCAGAGGCUCAGGUGAAGUGCAUCGUCCUGCAAGUCCUCAAGGGCCUUCAAUACCUUCAUGAGAACUACAUCAUCCACAGGGACCUGAAGGUCUCCAACCUCCUCAUGACUGACAAAGGCUGCGUGAAGAUCGCUGACUUUGGCCUGGCUCGUACCUAUGGGUUGCCACCAAAGCCCAUGACCCCCAAAGUCGUUACGCUCUGGUACCGAGCGCCCGAGCUGCUGCUGGGGAUGACGACGCAGACCACCAGCAUCGACAUGUGGUGAGGGGGGGGCCAUGCACCCGUGGCCCCCCCCGCCAGCCCCUGACCCUCCAUCCCGCAGGGUUUCUCCCGGCUGCCCCUGGUCACUCAGUACACGCUGCGGAAACAGCCCUACAACAACCUCAAGCACAAGUUCCCCUGGCUGUCAGAGGCCGGGCUGCGGCUCCUCAACUUCCUCUUCAUGUAUGAUCCCAAGAAACGGGCGACAGCAAAGGACUGCCUGGAGAGCUCCUACUUCAAGGAGAAGCCCUUGCCCUGCGAGCCAGAGCUCAUGCCCACCUUCCCCCACCACCGCAACAAGCGGGCAGCCACCAGCAGCGCGGCGACCGAGAGCCAGGCCAAGCGUGGCAAGCCCUGA